Paramacrobiotus metropolitanus is the source of this 1418-nucleotide messenger RNA. RefSeq lists its product as uncharacterized. The transcript has 4 exons. Lineage: Eukaryota; Metazoa; Tardigrada; Eutardigrada; Parachela; Macrobiotidae. The coding region runs from base 313 to 1149 and encodes 278 amino acids. The record is from RefSeq and is a predicted model, not a curated record.
UUCGCAUCCAAGGGCAUGCAAGGUUCUAACCGGUGCGGACUGCCUUUUCUGGUUAUGCCGCAAAACGAGCAAAUAACGCCCAAAGCAGUUGUUAAGAAGGCUUUCCCGAUUUCUCUGAUGCUAAAUUUUGUGACAAUUUAUCGCGUUGCACGUAGAGACUUGACUUUAAAGGCUUGUGGAAUGACUGGCCCUGCAACACCUGUUCGAUCCUAAAGUUAUACCUGGUAACCAAAAAUAUUAAUAUCGUCUUUGUGAACUUCGCAUAACACUUCGAAGCUGUGAAUUCCCGGCAGGUUUCUUUAGCUGGCAGUUAUGCUGCUAACCGGCUCCACCUUUUUGAGAGCUUUUUCUCUGGUCCUGUGCACACUGCCGUCAGUCAUGCCCGAUAAUCUUGCAUGCAGUGCACUCGCCGCGAAUUAUACUGCGGCACUGAAGGCCAUCGAUUCGCAGUACGACAUGGUCCUAGGACUGACGUGUCCUUCCACUAAACAAAAUGCACUCCACGCGUUCUUAUGCGACCCGGACAACACCACUGACACAUUACCUCUUUUCAAUGAUUUCUGCACAUUCGUCCAUUCCACGGGCCAGCUGGGCAUGGAUUUCUCUCGCCAGUGCCCGACUACGCCAGUCAAUAGACCUAUUCCGUUCGCCCCGGACGUUUUCCUGGCUAUCGCUACUUUAUGCGAAACCGGUGACCUUGCCAAAUACAUAAGGGCGGUGACACCCUGCAUCCGGAAACGAGAAAGUUCCCUCUUCAGAAAACCACGUGUACGCCCGCCCGGGAGCGGGGAUCCUGGAGACGAGUGGGGUUUUGAUAUGAUGGAGACCACGGAACCGUGCAGGUGCUUUCCCCGUAGGUUCAUGGUGAAUCGGCAAUUUCUUUGCCGGUUUCUGCAGGGCUUGCUAGCGUAUGCCAGUCACGACACGCCGUUUGUGGCGACCUGCGGACAAGAGACGCUGGAUAUCUUCCUGGAAAUGCGCGAGAAAGCGCUGUCAGCCCUUAAUUGUCCCGAAUUUGGGGACUAUGUUAGGAACUUUGAUUUCGGAAUUGUCCGGUAUCAAGAUGGCAAGAUGUUCGAUUUUGACCAAGCUGACAGUCAACCAUGGCAACACAAGUCUUCCGUGACUCUCCACGGUUUCCAAAAUUAAAUUAUUGUUACGUACAUCCGAAUGUUGCUGCAAGCUAAGUGUCUCCCGGUACUUCUACUAAUAACCAUGUACUUAUUUACUUAUUAUCUACUUCCUUACUUAUCCCAGUCAUACCUUUAAUAAGUAUCGUAGUACAAGUACAAACUUAGUACCAAAACAGAACAUUAUUAUAACAGAAAAACUUCCUCUAUGCUAUCCUGAUAGGGGAUAGUAUCCAUUACACACCCUUACGGCCUUACUUAUUAAUUUGCUAUGCUGUGCUGUUAACC